Myotis myotis is the source of this 1321-nucleotide messenger RNA. RefSeq names its product talin-2-like. Gene Ontology annotation, biological process: cell-cell adhesion. Bases 762 to 989 code for a protein of 75 amino acids. The record is from RefSeq and is a predicted model, not a curated record. Gene Ontology annotation, cellular component: plasma membrane; focal adhesion. The transcript has 2 exons. Lineage: Eukaryota; Metazoa; Chordata; Mammalia; Chiroptera; Vespertilionidae. Gene Ontology annotation, molecular function: actin filament binding; integrin binding.
GGGGUAGGUGGAGAAGCCCUUGGGGCGAUCGGGCAGGCAGCCGCCACUCACACCUGCUGACGGCGCCGAGCAAGGGAACCGGCUCCAGGCAUUGGCAAUGGGUGUGAGUGGCAGCUCUGGUGCAGCCGCGGGUGCAAACAGGGCCGGCACCAGCAGCAGGUGCGAGAGCCAGGCGGGACCGCAGUGUGUGGGAGCAAAAAAUUUUCAGUAACCACCAGAGGCUCCUCCCAAUGACAGCAACUGGUGCCCCACCUUGGUCUGGCACCCCUGCUCACCUUUUCCACUAUCCCACCACGGUCGACGCCCACCAUGUUCUGCACACGCCCCCUGGUGGUCAGUGCACAUCAUAGCAACUGGUUGUUCAGUUGUUCCACUAUUUGGUCUAUUUGCAUAUUAGCGUUUUAUAUAUAUAGAUAAGCUUAUGCCCCGAUCAAAACAAUUGAGAAGAAAGGUGGGUUUGAAUGAGUCUCCUGUGUGUGACCCCAUGCACUUGGUGUUCUAGGUCUAGGAGCAGUGGGGGGCAGGGAGGGGAACCAGAGGGAAAUAGUUUUCAGCAUGGCAUUUGUUAGAAUGCCUCUCUUGGAUUGGUCCAGAGCCAGUGGUGUGGGCGACUUCUUUGAGAAGCACAGCAAUUCAAAUUUUAUAGUAAGGAAUCUGGAGCUCAGAUGUGCCACUCCUCUUUCUAGGAGGCUCCAGUCUAGAGGUUUACUCCCAAGUAUGACUUUAGAUGGCUUUUAUCCACAGGCGUGGCAGCUAGAGAGAUGGCCCAAGCUCUGAAGACACUGGCCCAGGCUGCCCACGGAGUGGCUGCAUCAACGAGUGACCCCGCAGCUGCGCACGCCAUGUUAGAUUCUGCUCAAGAUGUGAUGGAGGGCUCGGCCAUGCUCAUCCAAGAAGCCAAGCAGGCCCUGAUUGCUCCUGGAGAUGCAGAGAGUCAGCAGAGGCCGGCCCAGGUUACCGUCAUCCUGCGAGUGCCUCCUGCUUUCUAAGCACAGGAUGUUCCAGGCGCACCUGGUGCUUUGCCUGCCCCGCGUUGGAAUCAGCCACUGCCCAGGAGCCCUGGCCCCUUUGAAGGAGACGGGUAUCCAGAAGCCAAGAUCCGGUGUCAGGCGCUGGCCCUGUUUUGAUGGUAGAAAAAACAGAAUUUACAGAAGGAUUGAAUGAAGGUAUAAGAGGAGAAGGGUCCCUAUUCCCUUUAGCUUUUUACUUUUUUAUUAUUUUUUUUAAUAUAUAGAUUUUUUAUUGAUUUCUUACAGAGAGGAAGGGAGAGGGAUAGAGAGUUAGAAACAUCAAUGAGAGAGAAACAUCGAUCAGCUGCCUC